Messenger RNA from Nilaparvata lugens (brown planthopper), 7909 nucleotides. Its product is annotated as furin-like protease 2. NCBI's taxonomy places the organism in Eukaryota, Metazoa, Arthropoda, Insecta, Hemiptera, Delphacidae. Gene Ontology annotation, cellular component: trans-Golgi network; Golgi membrane. The transcript has 13 exons. Gene Ontology annotation, biological process: protein processing. Gene Ontology annotation, molecular function: serine-type endopeptidase activity. The record is from RefSeq and is a predicted model, not a curated record. Bases 33 to 2732 code for a protein of 899 amino acids.
GAACGUCAGCAUCAGCGCCCCUGGCGGCAGGAAUGUGCGCACUAGCAUUGGAAGCCAACCCUGAUCUGACGUGGCGUGACAUGCAGUUCAUAGUGGUGCUUACCUCGAAAGCGGCGCCUCUCGAGAAGGAGAACGGCUGGAUCACUAACGGCAUCAAGCGAAAAGUUUCGCACAAGUUCGGCUACGGCCUGAUGGACGGGGAGGCAAUGGUGUCGCUGGCCGAGCAGUGGAGUCCGGUGCCACCUCAGCACAUCUGCAAGUCGCAGGAGGUGAACGAGGAGCGACCCAUUGAUGCCUCGUUCGGCUCGGUGCUCACCGCCACAAUGGACGUCAAUGCCUGCAUCAACACACUCAACGAGGUCCGCUUCCUCGAGCACGUUCAGUGCAAGAUAUCGCUCAGGUUUUUCCCGCGCGGCAACCUGCGCAUGACGCUGACGUCACCAAUGGGCACCACCUCGACGCUGCUGUUCGAGCGACCACGUGACGUGGUGUCGUCCAACUUCGACGAUUGGCCAUUCUUGAGCGUGCACUUCUGGGGCGAGAAGGUGGAGGGACGCUGGACGCUGCAGAUCUACAACGCAGGCAACCGCCACGUCAACCGACCUGGUAUCUUACAGAAGUGGCAGCUGAUCUUCUACGGCACGGCCACCAAUCCAAUUCGACUACGACCGCCACCGUCGCAGCGGCUACAACAACAACAACAACAACAGUCGUCGACCAAUUCGUUCUCGUUCCCAUCCAACAACUUCUACGGACAGAGCGACUACUUCACGUCGGCCGCGUUUCGAAACCUGCCGAACAUUUUCAGCGUGGCUGGCAGUCAGAUAUCCAGCUCUAUCACUCCACUAGGUGGCCGAGGCAAGAGUGAGUGGCAGAGCGGCGCACAUGUGAACGAGGUGGCGUCGCCUGUGAGGCAUGAUGGGAGCUGUGAUGCCGAAUGUGACCCUCAACAGGGCUGCUACGGCAAGGGGCCCAGCCAGUGUGUCGCCUGCAAACACUAUCGACUCGACAAGACUUGUGUGAGCCAAUGCCCGCCACGUAGCUUUGCCAACCAGGGCAAUACGUGUUGGCCGUGUCACGAGACGUGUGACACGUGUGCCGGCCCAGGCCAAGACGCGUGUCUGACGUGUGCGCCUGCGCAUCUCCGUGUCACCGACCUCGCCGUCUGUCUGCAAAUAUGUCCAGAGGGCUACUAUGAGAACACAGAGCAAGGCACAUGUAUGCCGUGUGAGGCGAACUGUGCCAGCUGCCUGGAAAGACCAGACCACUGCACCACAUGCGACCAUCACCUCGUGCUCCACGAGAACAGGUGCUAUGCCGCCUGUCCCACCUACACCUACGAGACUGACGACUACAGAUGUAUGGCUUGCCACAACACGUGCGAGACGUGUAGUGGCGACGGAGUGACGCAGUGUGUGACGUGUCGUAGUGGCCUCAUGUACCUGGACGGCACGUGUCAUGCAGUGUGUCCCGACGGCUACUAUGCCGACAAGAAGCGUCGCGAGUGCGUGACGUGUCCGCGUGGCUGCGCCACGUGCAACGCGGCCGCGUGUCGCACGUGUCACGCCGGAUACACACUCGACAACAAGUCGCGCUGUGUCAAACUGGGAUCGGCUCGAUGUCCGCCAUCGGAGUACCUGACGUCAGAUGGUGACACGUGCGAGACGUGCCACGUGUCGUGCGACACGUGUGACGGGCCCGACACGUGUGUGACGUGUGCCAGUCCGCUGCUGCUGGAGAACGCGACGUGUGUUCGCGAAUGUUCGCGUGGCUUCUACGCCGAACAGGCGCAGUGUGUUCGCUGCAUGCACGCGUGCACCGAGUGUGCGUCGCGCGUCAACUGUACCGCGUGUGCGCCCAGCCUGCACCUGCAGAGCGGCCAGUGUCGUGCCGCCUGCGCCCAAGGGUACUACAGCGACGUGGGCACGUGUAGCAAGUGCUACCUGUCGUGUCGCACGUGCAGCGGGCCGCGACGUGACCAAUGUGUCACGUGUCCCCAGGGCUGGCAGUUGGCGGCCGGCGAGUGUCACCCCGAGUGUCCGCAGGGCUUCUUCAUGUCCCAAUAUGGCUGCCAGAAGUGCCACCACUACUGUCACACAUGCAAGGGAGAGGGACCACUUCAGUGUACAUCGUGUCCACCGCGCUUCAUGUUGGACGGCGGUUUGUGCAUGGAAUGUCUUGGGUCACAGUACUAUGACUCACCGACCCAGCUGUGCAAGGCGUGUGACCCAACCUGCAAGACCUGCUCAGGUCCUGGGCCACAGGCCUGUGUCACGUGUGCCGCGCCGCUGCAUCCACUCAACAACCAGUGUGUGCCAUGCUGCCGUGACCCACAUCUGUCACACGACUGUUGUCACUGUGAUCCAUCAACUGGUGGCUGCCAGAAUUCGGUGACAGCUGGGAAACGGCGCAUCAGUGUCGAGCAAGCGGAAAGGGAACGCAUCGAUGAACUGCAGGCGGCCAGUCUUUCCUCCUCCUCCACACCGCUCACCCUGCUGCUCACCACUGGCAACGUGAUUGUCGCCCUCUGCAUAUGUUCACUGCUCAUUAUGGCCGUCGUUGUUGGCAGGCUACAGAUGAAAUCAGAAACUCCAGGCGGUGGCUACUCGAAGAUUCCUCUGCGGAGACAAAACUGUGUCGAGGAAAAUGCAUUGAUUGACGAACAGACAAAGCUGUGUGAGAGAGAAGGUGAAUCCGAUGAAGAUAAUGACGUCAUCUUUGUUCAGACAUAACCUCUAAAUGUCUCAACAAUUACCCAGACAUAACCUCCAAAUGUCACAACAAAAACACAAAUAUUAUAAAUAUUAGGUUAGGUUUGUAAGAACAAAUUUAGAAGCCUUUUUAAAAAAAGCUAUUUUUGUCAACUUUUCAAUGCCACAAUAACCAUUAAAAUAGGAUUUCCCUUGAUUUCGUGUUGGGUUGCUAAGUACAAAAGUGGAACACCAUUUAGAUCAAAGUGGAAAACCUAUUUAUAGAGUUGAUAAAUUUGAUAGGAAAGAAUAGGUUAGCCUUUUCUGAAAAAGCUAUUUUUGUCAACUUAUUUCCAAUGUAACAUUAACCAUAAAAAUAUGAUUCUCCUCGAUUUCAUGUUGGGGUUUUAAGAGCAAAAAUAGAAAACCUCCAAGAACAAAGUGGAAACCUUCUUAUCACGUUGAAAUUGAUAAGAAAUAAUAGGAUAGCCUUUCUAAAAAAGCUAUUUUUGUCAAAUUUUAAUGUCACAAUCACCAGAAAAAUAUUAUUAUCCUUGGUAUUGAUUUGGGUUUGUAAGAACAAAGUAGAAACCCUUUUUAUCAAGUUGUAAUUGUUAGGAAAUAAUAAAAGAAUCCAUGAAUUUCCAAUUAGUUUAUUCUUUUUUGAGUAAAAGAAACAAUACCUCUAUGUUUUGUUCUGCUCCCAAAUUUAAUAGUCUAAAAACUGGUCCGAAUGAUAUACUAUAUAGUCCUAUCUAUAUAAGAUGUACUACUUUAAGUCAUAUUUUAAACUAUAAACUAUUAUUUUUUCAAGUUUUCAAAUUUUUAACACAUGUGUCGAUCAAAAGUGAAGAUAGAUUGUGAAUGGAGAUAUUGUGAUUUGAAAUCCAAAUUCAAUUCAAUUCUCCAUCAGUCCAUGCCCAGCUUGUGCUGGAUAGAUUUCGUCAGUGGAAAAUCUAGUAUCGUAAACAUAGCGUAAUAAUUAUUUAUCUAUUCAUAGACAUGAAUAAAUGAAUAUUACGCUAUGUUUGAACUUCAAGUUCAUAAACUUUGUCCAUAUAUUUCCGUUUUUUUGCCGCAUCUACUUAUGUUGGCCCAAUAAAGGCCAAUGUCGACCAGCGCCGCCAAUGUGUGGAUGGGUGGUUUGCCAACGCUGGCUACCAUUGGUCACAUUGCAGGCUGGGCCAGCUUACUGAGCCGGGCACAUGUGUACUAGACAUUGUCACCUCUAAUACAAGGCCUUGGUCUACGAUAUUGCAAUGUCGCAGUGUAGGCCUAGAAUCCAAUACAUGAUUGAUGAAAAAGAUUAAAAAAAUACCAGCUGAUCUUUUUCACCAAUCAUGUAUUAGAUUCUAGGCCUACACUUCGACGUUGCAAUAUCGUAGGCCAAGGCCUUUUAUUAGAGGUGGCUAUGGUACUAGGCAUCAGUAUAGAUUGUCCUAGGUGGACAUUUCUGUAAUAUGGUUAUGAUAAUAUUCAUUCAAUUUCAUUAGAAUUUAUUUUAGCCUAUUUUAUUGGAACAAUUUUCCCUAGCGUGCUGAAUUCAUAAUAUAUUUAUCCAGAAUAGGUUAUACUUUAUCAGGCCUACAGCGAAAAUUUCAUUUUCUCUGAUUCAAUUUGUAAGCCUGCCGUCAGGAAAUUCUGAACGUGUGGAUGUGAAAAUCAUGAGGGAUCAGGUUGGAGUUUGAGCUCCAUUGGAGUUCGUUCCUCGCCCCCGUCUCAGGAAGUACUGAAUCCCCCAGUUGCUGGCGCUGGUUCUCAUGGUGAAGGGAAAAAUGCCAACCAGGGGGGACCAUAGCACACGUGAUGACUGUGUGAUUCCGUCCCUGGAAUUUGCCUGGCUUAUGGGUGUACUGGGAGGUUCUAGGCUUGACCGAGUUGCCUGAAAUCUUCGUCUCUGGGAGUAGCUGGGCACAGUGAAGGCUGUCCGGGGUUAGACAAUGAGAGACCAGACUAAGGGAAUCAGGGUACCCCCGUUUCUGGAAGUAGCAGGCAUCUGAAAUUCCCUUACACCAGAGUCGGGUAGCGCCUCCGUCUCUGGAAGUAGCAUCAUAGCAUUACGAAAAAACCCUCUCACUGGUGCUUUUUUCCGAAACGCUCGCGUCCCCUUUUGGGCGCCUGUGUGGUGGACGUGCAAGCGCCCACCCUGGAGAGGUAUACAAUUGGGAAUCACGAGUAUUUUUCCUGGCCGGUAGACGAGGUAGAGGAUACGUCCUGGCCCUGGCCAGGCCCAUAUACCACCGGAACUGCACAGCGGUGGUUCCACUGCAAUGCAGGCUGAACUACUCUAUGAUACUCGCCUACCGACCUGGCAGUGCCGAUUGGUAGUAGCUCGCGUGUCACACCUCACGGGAUAUGCGAACGGCAGGUGUGACGUUAACUCGUGUGGUGUCGCGGCCAAAAUCAUGUCAUUCACAAGUUCAGAUUCUCCUUGAGGCUUGGAUUCUGCGUCAAAUGUGAAGCCAUACUGUAAUCUCCAAAAUAAUUAUCUCUUACUUUUAUCUUUAUUAUCUUACUUUUAUCUUUUUAUUAUUAUCUCUUAUCUUUACAAUUUACUUGCAUAUUGUUAUUGUAUUCCAAAAUAAUUUUAACGACAUAUUGCCAAUGAUCUUUCUAAUUGUACCGGGUGAUGUUUUAGUCCUGUUACCCAGUUUUUAAUUAAUUUGCAAAACGGAAAAUCAGUAGUAAGGUAGUAAAAAUGUAUAGUUGUUGAGUUAUAUACAAAAUAAAUAUAAUAUUUUAUCACUCAUUUCUUAGUUAAUGAAGAUUAUUAAAGAAUAUUCUCAUAAUGUCCACCUACUUAAGUUACAAAUGCUUUGACUUUUUUCACCAUACUAUUCAUGUUCUAUGUAAAAAUACAAAUACAUUGUCAAAAUGUAAAAAGACAAAUACAUUGUCUUCAUAAGACGACCGGGAUCUUCACAAAAUGAUACACAGCUUAAGGAUAAUCAACUCGCACUGCCGUGUGUUUACCGAUUGAGUAGGGCUAUCAACUUUGUGCGACAAAACAAAACUCUCCUUUAUUAGAAACUAGCAUGUAACCCGUGCUUUGCUCUGGGGAAAAUUUGGUGUGGUAAAAUGCAAUCUCCUCGUGUCCAGGAAACAUAAAAAAUAUAUAAAUUAUUUAUUAUUUUGUUUAAAAUUUCGUGGAUAAUCUUUAUAAGAUUUGAACAUUUCCAGCAAAGUAAAAAUUCAACCUUUGAUACAUGAACCGCGCUCGCUACCAACUAAGCUAAGGAGUCACUUGGAGUAAAGCCCUGUUUGGUUGGGUUUUUAUAGUUACGGUACAUAAACUAAUCACAAAUUGGAUAAAUUAGUUUUUAUUAUUAAAUUACAAUUAAUUGAUUAAUGGCAAUAAAAAUAAAUAAUAUAAUAAUAUAAAUAAUAUAAAUGGCCUAUGACCAUCCUCGGUAAAUUCAGAAUCUUUAUGCAAGUUAAUCAGCUCAGUAGGUCAACACAAACGACUAAAAAUCACUCUGUAUUUCAAAUUUAUCCUACUGACAUUCUUAAUGGAAUUUCUUUUCAUAUACAAAAAUCAUUUUACUGUUGAUAGAUUAAAUGGGAAUGAAUGUAUGUUAGUAAGCGGAGUUUAUUUUUUCGUUUUUAUCUUCUAUGUAAAUAAUAGAUUAUGUAAAUCAAUUAUAAAUAACUUGGAAUUCGAUCAAAUGUAUAUUAUGUCAUUUAACAGGGAGCAAAUAGCUAAUAACAUAUGGAACUCUUUGUUAAUAAAUUAGGUAUUGAGGGCUACAGUACUCUGAGUUCUUGACUGAUGAACAUUGAUUUGUUAAAGAUGCGUUUUAUAUAUGAUUGUGUUUACUAUAUCGAUAAUGUAGUUUCGCAAUUCAACUUGUUUGCAAUUUUUCAGAAAAUUUCAAAUUUUUCAAUCCUUAGUGGAACUGUAUUGCAAAUUAAUACAUUCAUUUAUUGAUUCACAAUCAAUUGAAAUGACAACACCACAUAGACUGUAAUAUAGUUUAUAGUAGAUAAAUCUACAGCUUUGCCAGACUGGUUACAAAGCUCGGUAGUGCUAUGUUAAGUACUAAGGAUGGUGGUCAAUAAAAACCUAUUUAUUAAUUGGGACAUCAAAUAAUACCCUGUUUUAAGAUUCACACUGCAAAUUCAGAACCAGAUCUUACAAGCUGUUUGGUUAAGAUUUUAAAAAAGUCAUACAUUUUUCAUAGGAAAACUGACAAUUUUGAUAAUGUAAAAAGUCUUUCAACUUAUAAUCCCAAUUAAAUGCCACGAGAACCAAUCAGAAAAGCGUUAUUUUCAAAAAAACCUUAUCUAAUUGCUUCUUGUGGAAUUGAAUCAUAAUUAAAAUUUAACAGGCUCUUUGGCAACCGGGUUAUAUCUUUUCAAAUCAAACAAGUUGAAUUACUUCUGAAUGUAUAGUAUGUUAAUAUAACUUGUUAAAAUGGCUAAUUACUGUAGUUUUAAACUAUAUAGAUUUAUAUUGUUACAAAAUUUGGAUACGACAGUGAUCUUUUUUUGAAAUUCACUAACACAUGGAAGAAACAAAGUGUAAAUUCAAAUGAAUUCAAUGCUACCUAAACACGUGUGAUUGUACAGAAAACCUAGGUCGAUUUUUCAUCAAUAUUUGUAGAUAUAAAAGUUUUUUUACGGGUUGAUUUAUUAGUGGGUGAAAUGCUUCUUGAAUAUUCAUAUUCAAGUGUAAUGUUUCUGACUGUUCUAGUUGAAAUUAUGAUGAUAAAUCUAAAAAUUAACAAAUUUCCACUUAAUUUUCCAUGUUUUAGCCUACUGGUUAUCAACGUAUUUUUAUCUAUAGUGAGUUCCUCGUUAUAAUGGCAGUAUCUGAUUAACAUUGGUGUUGUUAUCAUUGUCUAUCACUCGACAAAGCAGAUAACGCUAUCCUUUUCUAGAAUUUUUGACUACUUUUUGGUAUUAUUCCAUUGUGCAUACACUUCAUGUUCUCUAUAUUCUUGUGAUACAAAAAAAGUCAUGACAUUUUUCCAGUAUCAAUCAAUCUGUGGAAGAUUAUAUCGUUUUUAGAUUAUCUAGAGAUUUUAAAUAAUUACCUAAUGUAUGUGUGUAUUAUAGUUGGCCAAUUUGAUUGGGUUUUUACACUUUUCACAAAUUUCUUUCUCUUAUCAAGAGGAUCACAUUGAAUACAUGAUUAACCUAAUGUAAAUAUUUAUCAAUAAAUGAAUUGAUUUACAACAAAUAUAAUCACUAUUUUCAUGCUAUGGAAGAUUUUAAUG